UAUAAAUAAUCGCCUGUGUGACGUUAGUUGGUGUGUAUACUAUGUAAGACCGAGAUUCGGUCAUCUCUCUCUUGUUCGUCUGCUCACCUCCCCCAGGAUAGAAGAUGGUUUGUGCCGGAGCUGCAGCCAGUGACAAGCCUCCAGUGAACAUGGCGUCCGGUUGCUUAGCGCUGCUGUAAAUCCGGUGUCAUAAUCCUGCAGCCGUGAGAGAGCAACAUGUCUGACUCUGAGGAGGAGAGUCAGGACCGGCAGCUGAAGAUAGUCAUCAUAGGGGACGGAGCAUGUGGGAAGACAUCGCUGGCCAUGCGGUUUGCCCAGGAAUCAUUCGGAAAACAGUACAAACAAACAGUGGGGCUGGAUUUCUUUCUGAAGAGGAUAACGCUGCCAGGAAAUUUAAAUGUUACUCUUCAAGUGUGGGACAUCGGAGGACAAACGAUAGGUGGAAAAAUGCUGGAUAAAUAUAUUUAUGGAACACAGGGAGUUCUUUUGGUGUACGAUAUCACCAACUAUCAGAGUUUUGAGAAUCUAGAAGAUUGGUUUUCCAUGGUAAAGAAAGUCAAUGAAGAAUCAGAAACGCAACCGUUCAUAGCGCUUAUAGGCAAUAAAAUUGAUCUGGAGCACAUGCGAACAGUAAAAGCAGAUAAACAUCAGAGGUUUUGCCAAGAAAAUGGACUUGGAAGCUUUUUUGUAUCUGCAAAGACGGGAGAUUCGGUUUUCCUGUGCUUUCAGAGAGUCGCUGCCGAGAUCCUCGGUAUCAAGUUAAACAAGGCAGAAAUUGAACAAUCUCAGCAAAUUGUAAAGGCAGAAAUAGUCAACUAUCCCGAAGACGAUAAACAGUUGAACUCGGCACACUCUCAGAGUAAAGUCUGCUCAUUGCAAUAGAUGGAGAGAGUGGUGAAGGCCGACAUUGUGAAUUACAGUCAAGAGCCAGUCACCCGGAUGGUAAACCCCCCUCGAAGUUCAAUGUGUGACAUUCAGUGAAAGUCCUAUUGACUGAAUGAAGAAGUGAUCUUUUUCUGCUGUUGCGCAGCCCAGCAGUUCACCGCGAACUUUAUUGUAACAACGACAAUCUUGAUGCAGUGCAUUUAGAGGUCUCAAAAACCUACUACAAUAUUUUGUUUUAUGAACAGCAGGCGCCAGGUUGGCCAGUGUCCAAGGACCCGGGGACCACACACUAGAAAGUAUAAAGUAGAAUGGAGUUUUCAGAAUCCUGUACAACUGUGUACGUUUUUUACCUUUGUGCGCCUGCUCCAUCUAGAGAGGGAUCUGAAGUGUGCAGGUUUCCAAAGCUUUGUGUAUUUUGAUACCAUAUGACUGACAGAUACAAAUAGACAUCUUGUGAAAUUCUUCAGGAGCAGCUCUAGUCACUAUUGUUAAAAUUCCUAAAAUAAAAAUUCAAUAUAUUGUUACAUUCCUAUAUUAUCCAUUCCAAAUUCUCCUCCUGCAACUCAUGCUGGCCAGGGAUUUCUAACUCCUUAUAUUCUGGUGGCUAUUUUUUUUUAUUUAAUAAAAAUAAUAAUAAUUAAUUAUUAUUAGUAGUAUUAUUAUUAUUAGUAUUAUUAUUAUUACACAUUUAAUUUGUAAUUGUUUUUUUUUUUUUUUUAAGGUCCAUUGUAACCACCUGCUGAAUUAUCUGAUACUUUUUUACAUAGAUCCUAUUGUUCAUAGACUUGGCAAACUGAGUAUCUAUUUUUUACUGCUACAGGAGGAUAUAUGGUAGCACUUGGAGUCCCUUCUUCCUGUCCGGGCAGGCCAGGAGUUGUAGUUUUGCAACAGCUGGAGGCACACUAUAACCACUAAGAAAAUGGUGCAUUAAAAAAAAUUGCUAUACACUUCUUUAGACAUUGUAUUUUGGUUCCACAUUAUGGAGCCAUAAUAAGAGUAUUUGUAGUAGGCUGUAUAACAGAACACACAGUCCACUUGACUCCAUACUAUCGAGCUUUAAAGGGGUACUCCCCUGGAAAAAAAUUUCUUUUUAUAUCAACUGGUGCCAGAAAGCUAAACAAAUUUGUAAAUUACUUCUAUUUAAAAAUUGUAUUCCUUCCAGUACUUAUCAGCCGCUGUAUGCUCCACAGGAAGUUCUUUUCUUUUUGAGUUUCCUUUCUGUCUGACCACAGUGCUCUCUGAUGACACCUCUGUCCAGGUCAGGAACUGUACAGAGCAGGACAGGUUUGCUAUGGGGAUUUGCUCCUGCUCUGGACAGUUCCUCUGAACAUACAGCAGCUGAUAAGUACUGGAAGGAUUAAGAGUUUUAAGUUGUAAAUUAAAAGUAAUUUACAAAUCUGUUUAACUUUCCAGCACCAGUUCAUUUAAAAAAAAAUGUUUUCCAGGGGUGUACCUUUUUUUAAGGCACUCCACGUUCCAUAUUGUGCUCUGCAUCAAGCUGUAUUACAGGGGGAUUGUCCUCAAAUGGUGAAUACUAUCUCUUAAUGCAGUAUCUGAUAGAGCAUACCAUGUUUUUCUUGUGCCUCAUUAUUGGAGACAUACCAAGGUACGGAUGUGAUACGGAAGUCUGUGGGUGUCCUAUGUACUACACACCAUCUCAUAAAAGCCUAAUUCCAAAAACAGCACCACACCUGUCCUCCGGUUACAUGUGGUAUUGCAGCUCAAUUGCAUUAAAGUGAAUGGAGCCAAGUUGUAAUACCACACACAACCUGAGGACAGGCAUGGUGCCGGAAGAAAUUAGCUCAGUUUUUUUAUUUCUGGAUAAAUGGCAAAAAGAUUUAUUUUAUAUAUGCCCAGACUCUCUCUGCUUAAACAAAUAAAAAAAAUAAAAAAUAAAUACUUACUUGCUCCUCUGUAGCCUCCGUUAUAAGUGUUUCAGUGUCUGCUGCCCUCAACUUCCUAUUUCUGGGGUCAAUUCGUCAUAUAACUGUCCAGCCAAUCACUGGCUAAGGCGGGACACUGCUGCGGCCACUGAUUGGUUUAACAAUAUUGGCCCUAAUUUACUAUUGCAAAUCCGACAUGUUUUGUCGAGUUAUGCGCCAGAUUCUGUCACAUUGUGCCACAAAUUGUCUGCGCCCGAUUUUGCGCCACAAUUUGCGCCAGAAUUGAAAGAACCCGACUAACUCUCCAUUUUGCGAAGAAAACCCGAAAAUAGGGCGUGGCCGCCGGGAAAAGCAGACGUGGUCUCCGAAAAGGGGCGUGUUCCCGACAUUUUCACAAAAAAAACAACAUAUUUACUAAGGGUUCCACAUAAAAUGUGAUGGAUUUGGGCUGAGGAAAACCCCACAGAUCAGAGCAAGUGUAAAAAAAGCAAAGUGUAGGGAAAGUGGAAAAUGUAGGGAAACCUUAGUAAAUACCGUGGAAAAUAAAUUGUAGGGAAUUAAUACCCACAAAGAAACCUACACAAGACUCUUAGUAAGUAAGAGCCAAUGUGACGUAUUGACCUCCAGAACUAGGAAGUGGAGCGUGGCAGAGACUUGGAGUAGCGAUACCGCAGUCUACAGGGUAGGUAAGUGCAGGUUUUUUUUUUUGUGCAAGCAGGCAGCCUGGGCAUAUUUGAAAAAAAAUUACUUUUUUCGCCGGAGUAUCCCUUUAAGCUGGCUAUACACAUUAAAAUAAAAUUUACUCAACAUGCUAACUUUAGUGGGAUUGACCGCUAGAGCUUGUCCACAUCACGAUUUGUUCUACUCUGUCUUAUAUAUCAUAUUUCUGUCAAACCAAGAUGCCCAUGUAAACAUACACCAGCCACAUUGACUUUAAUGACUGAAACACAGUCAACAUUUGCGUAAUUUCCCUUUUGUGGUGUACUCCAUUUUUUGAGUCCCACAAAGUUAAAAGUAUACGUGCAGGAAAUGACCUGAACCAGUUGAUUAUGUUUGGACCAUAAAGUUCAAUGGGGUCCGUGCCGCAUGGUCAGGCAGCAGCUUUCAUUCCUAUCUCCAUUCAGAAUACAUGGACACUCUGCUGUGCCAAUUAUGCAUGUGUAAGGCAGGGUCAGGAGAGAUGCAGCUGUGUAUUAUUUUCUGCAAGGUGCAGCAUAAAAUUGGCCUCAUAUUUUAUAGACCGAAACAGGGAGGUUGGUUUUCUUACUGGAAUUGCUCUUUAUGAUAUACAUUAUGGUUCUCUAAUGCUAUACCAGUGUUUUCCAAUUAGGAUGCCUCCAGCUAUUGCAAAACUACAAGAAGUUUUGCAACAGCUGUAGGCAUCUUGGUUGAGAAACACUGCUAUAGAAAGAACCGCAGGCUGAAUGUAGAAAAUAUAUGCUGCUUGGGGAGUGUUUUUAUAUUGGUUCAAGAUUUCUCCAGGUAUUUUCCAUAUUCUUAAACCACUAAUAAAAUAAGUUCUAUUUCUUCUUAGUCGUACAAUAUAUCACACACAAUUAAAGGAGAUCUUCAGUGUAAGACACUUAUCCCCUAUCCGCAGGAUGGGGAUAAGUGUCUGAUCACGGGGGGUCUGAUCGCUGGGACCCCCUGCAAUCUCCUGUACGGGGCCUCGGCCCGGCCCCCUCCACGUAUCUCUAUGGGAGAGGUGAAGAUGCAGUCUUGGCACCAAGUCACACAGACACCGCCACAAGGCGCAUAUUCCCUGUCCACACACAGUAACUCUUACAAGCUUCCUCCCAAUCAGCUGCUGCCUGCACAGGGAAGAGCACAGUUCCCCCCCAUUGAAAAGCAAUAACUGUUAUGGCCAUUGCCAACGUGUGAGGCCAGUGAGCCAAUGCGCGCCCGGCGCUCGCUUCCGCCUGUCUGAUUGACAGGCAGGGAGCGAGCGCAGGCUGAAUGAAUUAGAACCGAUUGCCCGUCCUGAAUCAGUCCGAAUUCAAGCGUGACGUCUCGUCAGGCUGCAGCCGGCCACUAGGAGGGAGACCCCUAGUGGCCGGUUUUCAAAUGUAAAAUAAACUCUUUCAAUGAAAAAAAAAAUGGAUGAAUCUAUAUUAGAGAUAUGUUGUAGUACAUAAGUACUACAACAUAUAAAAAAAAAAAGUUUGGUGAAAUUACACACACAAAAAAAAAACUAAAUUAAGAAAUUGAGAGAAAUGUAUCAUGCUCUUCACCAGCACAGUGGCACAAUUGUGCAAAUUUCUUGUGCAAGGCCCAUUGUUGUGCAAAAAAAAAAAUGUUUAGGCAAACCUCCAAAAAGCCAAAAACCUCUGUGUAAUCUGUUUUUAUUAUUUUUUUUUUUUAUUCUACAGUACAUGCAUUUUUUGUGUAAUUUUAAUUAUCUUUAUAGUUCACAAUACUUGGAGGGAAACCUUGUGCAGAGUUUCAGAAUAACGGUCUUAUUGUUGCAGAUAUAUAUAUAUAUAUAUAUAUAUAUAUAUAUAUAUAUAUAUAUAUAUAUAUGCAUUUUUAGGUUGCAUUGUUAUUCUAAAACCCUUAUGAGAUAUAUAUUAUCAAAUAUAGCUGCAAAACUGGAUUCCAUAAG
Hyla sarda is the source of this 5370-nucleotide messenger RNA. RefSeq names its product RAB28, member RAS oncogene family (gene RAB28). Bases 217 to 882 code for a protein of 221 amino acids. Lineage: Eukaryota; Metazoa; Chordata; Amphibia; Anura; Hylidae. Gene Ontology annotation, molecular function: GTPase activity; GTP binding. The transcript is spliced from 8 exons. Gene Ontology annotation, cellular component: Golgi apparatus; endosome. The record is from RefSeq and is a predicted model, not a curated record.